Molecule: messenger RNA, 2982 nt
Organism: Adineta ricciae
Lineage: Eukaryota; Metazoa; Rotifera; Eurotatoria; Adinetida; Adinetidae
Source: the annotation of a GenBank genome assembly
AUGACUCCUGAGUAUGAAAAUUUUAGAACGUUAUUUUUGAAAACUGGUAAUAAUUUGAGAUUUUCCACCCCGUGUAUCGUCUCCCACUCUGUGAGGUCACUUCUUAAUGUAAAUAUUCCUUCAUUUGCAGCGGAUCUUCCGUUUAAUCAAGCAAAAUUUUGCUCAAAAUCAGUUUGGAAUCGAAAUGGAAUAACAUUUGCUGAUCAAUCAAUACUUGGUUUAAAUCCUUCUUCAAUCUUUAUUAAUAAACAAAAUUCAAUUUAUUCAAUUAAUCGAGAGAAAAAACAAAUUUUAUUUUGGAAUGAAAAUGAUAUUGUUCCAUCAAAAAUUAUUCCUACUGAUUUUGAUAAUUCAUCUUCUUUAUUUGUUUCAUCAAAUGGUGAGAUUUUCAUUGAUAAUGGAAUGAACAAUCGAGUUGAAAAAUGGAUAUUUAAUAAGAAUGUAUCAAUUAAUGUAAUGAGUGUCUUUUCUUCUUGUUCUGGUUUAUUUAUUGAUGCAUUGAACUUUUUAUAUUGUUCAAUGUCUAAACAUCAUCAGAUUUACAAAAGAGACUUUCAUAAUCCUGUCAUGGGAUGGGAAGCCGUCGCUGGAACAGGUGAACAAGGUUCAACAUCAUAUAAACUUAAUCAUCCUCAUGGAAUAUUCAUUGAUCCACGUUUCAAUACAUAUGUAGCAGAUUGUGGAAAUAAUCGAAUUCAACGAUUUCAAUUAAAACAAAUGUCUGGUUCUACAGAAGUAGGAAGUACAUCAUCUGCAAAACAUCAAUACUCACUUUCAUGUCCAACAGCAAUUAUAUUAGAUGUUCAACAAUUUUUAUUUAUUGUUGAUUCAAAUAGUAAUCGAAUUCUUCGAUCAGGACUAAAUAAUGUUCUUUGUGUUAUCGGAUGCGAUGGAAUUACUAUUAAAUCUACACAAUUAUUCAUUCCAACUAGUCUUGCUUUUGAUAGUUUCCGAAAUAUGUUUGUUGUUGAUUCAAGAAAUAAUCGAAUUCAAAAAUUUGAAUAUUCAUCAAAUUCUUGUAAUAUGUUAUCAGUUAUUCAAUGGACAAAUUCAUCAACAUUAACUGAAAAUAGUCAAAUCUAUUCACAAGAUUGUAAUCAGAAAAGUUAUUAUUAUGAAUCAUUUGAAAUUCGAGUGCCUGAAAAUCGUUAUUAUUCAAUAUGGAGUACUUCUCAAGUCGAUACAUCUGGUUUUAUUUACGAAAAGAAUUUUGAUCCGCUUAAUCCAAAUGAAAAUCUUCUUACAAAAAAUGAUGAUGGAGAAUCUAAUGAACAAUUUAAAUUUGAACUUCCUCUUUAUAAUGACACAAAAUAUAUCUUAGUUGUUACAACAUAUUCUCCAAAGAUGACUGGUGAUAUUACAAUUCAUAUGUCGGGUGUUAAGAAUGUUACUGUUACACGUCUUUGUAAAUAUUGUUUUGCUACACCAGUGAACAUUCAAUCGAAUUAUUCAUUGGAAUUAACUCCUGAUAGUCCAAAAUAUUGUCGAGAUUAUGUUAAGCGAAGGUAUUAUUAUCAAACAUUACAAAUUAAUGUUAUGAAAACAAGUUCAUAUGUUAUUUGGAGUGAAAGUAAAAUAGAAACAUAUGGUUAUCUUUAUAAAGAUAAUUUUGAUCCAUUACAACCAUUUGGAAAUUUAAUUAAACAACAUAGUGGCAAAUGUAAUCAAGAACAACUGAAAUUCUAUAUUAAUCUUGAAGAAAAUACAAAAUAUAUAUUAGUUAUAACAACAUAUUAUCCAAAUAUAACAGGAAAUUUUUCAAUAUUUAUAUCUGGUCAAAAUCACGCUACUAUCAAUUAUUUUAAUUCAAAACAACAAAGUUGUUCAAUUGGAGAUCGAUGUCAUUUUUAUUCCACAACAAUUGGUUUACCACUUGAUGAUAUUUUACGUGGUGAAAUUCAAUCAAAAGUAACAUUAUCACAUCAAUCUACAUCAAUUCAAAUAAGUUCUGCUUUAACUAUUCUAAUGUUUAUUGGAGGAUUAAUUAAUAGUUUAUUUUCUUAUUUAACAUUUCAAAAUAAAGAUUUACAAAAAGUUGGUUGUGGAUUAUAUCUUUUUACAUCAUCAAUUACAUCUCUUCUAACAAUUUCAAUGUUUUUCAUUAAUUUUUGGUUUUCUAUUCUUACUGAAAUCAAUGGAAAAACAAAUUUUUUUAUUCUUCGUAUUGGUUGUAUUAUUAUUGAACCAAUUUUAAAACUUUUUCUUUAUUAUGAUAGUUGGUUAAAUGCUUGUGUUGCUAUUGAACGAGCAAUACAAGUUUUAAAAGGUGUUAAAUUUAAUCAAAAGAAAAGUAAACAAUUUGCUAAAUGGAUUAUUUUUAUUUUACCAUUAUGUAUUUUACUAAGUCUUAUUCAUGAACCGUUACAUAGAGAAAUGUUUCAAUAUGAAACGGAAAUUGAUAAAAUUAAUAUUAGUAAUACUGAACAGAUGGAAAGAGAAGUUGACGAAUCAAAAGAGAAUAAAACAUCAGUUGAUACAGUUUAUGAUAGUAAAACAAGUGAACAUGUUUGGUGUGUUGUUCGUUAUUCAUCAUCUAUUCAAUAUUAUAAUAUAAUUAUUCUAUUUUUUCAUCUUCUUAUUCCAUUUGUUUCUAAUCUAUUUUCAGCGUUAUUUAUUAUAUUUGGAUCAGCUCGACAACGAUCAUUAGUACAAAAGAAUCAAUCUUAUAAAGAACAUAUUUAUCAACAAUUUCUUGAACAUAAACAAUUAAUUAUAAGUCCAAUUAUAUUAUUAAUUUUAUCAAUGCCUCGUUUAAUUAUUUCAUCAUUACCUGGUUGUAUAAGAACAUCACAAAAUUUAUGGUUAUAUCUUACUGCUUAUUCCUUUUCAUUUACACCAUCAAUACUUAUCUUUAUUAUCUUUGUUUUACCUUCAAAUACAUAUAUGAAAUCAUUUACCAAUUCUCUUAUCACUUGGCGACGUCGAAUACAUCAAUUAUCUUUGGAAUUUUCAUUGCUUAAAUUUAAGACGAAGACAAAAUAA